CGAAACGACACAGAGACUAUCAUCAGCGAGUUCGAACGUCUCACCAUCCAGAAGGGCUGGACGAAGAAGAGCAAGAUUCAAAAGGAGCGGAAGAAGUUCAUCGGAAAGGCUGUUGUGGAGGAUUUUGAAAAGGAGUUUGGGACCAAUGCGGGGAGUUUGCGGUCAUGGCAGAGCUUGUGCAAACGACUGAGGCUUUUAAAUGGCGACGACGAGCCUCCAGAAAGCAUCCAGCAGUGCAAAGCGAUGCUCAAAGGCGCAUAUGUUAAUCUUGUCGACCUCGUUGAUGCACGCAGAACAAAUAAAACUGUGAAAGUCUUCAGUUCUCGCAAAAAGCUCUCUCAGUACAUCAUACUAACGGACAAGAUAUUUCCCUUAAAGAAGGCGACGACGAGCCCACUUUUGGAACAGUUUCUCAUUCAUGUC
Heterobasidion irregulare TC 32-1 is the source of this 423-nucleotide messenger RNA. RefSeq lists its product as uncharacterized. The annotation marks the transcript as partial. NCBI's taxonomy places the organism in Eukaryota, Fungi, Basidiomycota, Agaricomycetes, Russulales, Bondarzewiaceae. The record is from RefSeq and is a predicted model, not a curated record. The transcript is spliced from 2 exons.